Molecule: messenger RNA, 2362 nt
Organism: Pseudoliparis swirei
Lineage: Eukaryota; Metazoa; Chordata; Actinopteri; Perciformes; Liparidae
Gene: fhl3a
Product: four and a half LIM domains 3a
Exons: 6
Coding region: 383-1225 (280 amino acids)
Biological process (GO): actin cytoskeleton organization
Cellular component (GO): Z disc; stress fiber; nucleus
Molecular function (GO): transcription coregulator activity; actin binding
Source: RefSeq, a predicted model, not a curated record
CGCAUGCCCACUCAGUCACGAGAGGAGGCGCUCAGUUUUGCAUUUGAUCUCCGUGCUGCAGAUUCUGAGCGGUCGACAGCGACAGGAAGGAGUUCUGGUCGUUUCCGAGAGAAAGCAAAGUGACAGCUCCUUCGCUUGACCCCCUCCCUCCCAUCAGCCACACUUUCAUCACACGGCAAUAAAAGUUCAUAGGGAUUCUGUCCUGCCUCUCUCUCUCUCUCUCUCUCUCUCUCUCACUCUUUUUCCACUUGCUCCCACUUGCACACCGUGUUUUGUUUGAGCUCGGGCUUCAUCGCUGGUACGAGCCGAAGUAUUUACAGCGUAAACAUUGGCAGUGAAAGUCUCUACUGCUGGGCCGGAAAAAGGUUUAAAGAGCAUCACAAUGGCGGACAGUUUUGACUGUGCCAACUGCAAGGAGUCCUUGUAUGGCCGCAAGUACAUCCAGUCAGACGACAGCCCCUACUGCAUCCCCUGCUACGACAGCCGCUUCUCAAACACAUGCGAUGAAUGCAAAGAGCUGAUCGCCCAUGACGCGAGGGAGCUGUUCUACGAGGACCGGCACUAUCACGAGCACUGCUUCCGCUGUUUCCGCUGUGAUCGCUCGUUGGCGGAUGAGCCCUUCACCAGCCAGGAGGAGGCGCUGCUCUGCAAUGACUGCUACUGUAACGAGUUCUCCUCCAAGUGCGUGGCCUGCGACAAAGUCGUCAUGCCAGGUACAAAGAAGUUGGAGUACGCAGGCUCUACGUGGCACGAGGGCUGCUUCGUCUGUCACAGCUGCGAACAGCCAAUUGGCUCAAAGUCUUUCAUCCCCGACAAGGAUGAACACUACUGCGUGUCCUGCUAUGAGGAUAAGUUCUCCCCGCGCUGCACACGCUGUAAAAAGACGCUGGCUAAAGGCGGUGUGACCUAUCGGGAGGAGCCGUGGCACAAGGAGUGUUUUGUGUGCACCAGCUGCAAGACACAGCUGGCGGGGCAACACUUCACCUCCCGAGAGGAGAGCCCUUACUGCCUCAAGUGCUUUGGCAACCUGUAUGCCAAGAAGUGCGAGGCCUGCAGCAAACCAAUCACAGGCUUCGGAGGAGGAAAGUACAUCUCGUUUGAGGAACGCCAGUGGCACCAGCCAUGCUUCACCUGCUCCCAGUGCUCUGCCUCACUGGUGGGCGCCGGCUUUUUCCCCGACGGCCCGGAGAGGAUCCUGUGCCGCGACUGCAACAGCAACCUAUAGAGCAGUCACUUCGCCACAUUGUCACCCAUCCCUUGACUUACCUGUCACCCUUCGUCACGGCGUUUCAAGAACCCCGAGUCAUUCCCGAGGAAGGCAACGCAGGCUAACAAAUGCCGCCCCUCAGGUUGUUUGUGUAUCGAGAGAUCCGUUCCUCGUGGUCCACGAGUUAGUGCAAUGAACCACCGCGAAGAUUUCCUCUUGAACAACAAAAGUUUAUGACUUGAUGCAACCAAGUUUAUGGAGUGCCUUAAGAAUAACAUCACACUUUUAUGUUACGCACUAUUGAACCAAAGAAACGCAAAAUGCUAGUCACUUUGCAAAAAGAUCUGUCAUAUUUUAUAUCACAUAGUUGCCACUUCAGUUGGAGAUCGGACUCUGGGGAGGAGAGGCAGCAUGUAAACCUCACAGUCUUAUUUCAAAGUAUGGUGGAGGUAAUGUUUGUCUCUUUUAAUGUUCUUAUAACUGCAGUUGUAAGCAUUUUAGUUAGAAUAUGUUAAAGAGUAAAAACAAGGCCAACAUGUGGAAAAGCUUUAUUAUGCUUUCAGUGAGGUAGUCAGUUUAUGGUAGUUAUGAUCAUUAAAGUCUUUUGCACUUUUGAUAAGAUAUUAUCUUGCUACCAUGUUACGUGCACAUUAAAACACAACAAAAAAACAUGGCACACAGACCACUUUCCUUGUUUUAUGUAUCUGCUUUUGUUGAAUUUUGCAAUGACACAUACAUAUUCAUCUUAUUUCUGUAUUUUUCAUUUUUUUUUUAUUGAAUCUUUAUUCAUUUUUGUUAUCACUGUUGCUCAAAGAGCCAGCAUUUAACCCCAAAGAAGCUGAAAUUAAAUGUGUUUGUGUAUUGCAGGAGUAUGCAUGCCAUGAUUUGCGUCAAUCAUUAUUGUGUUGCUGUAAAAACUGUUCUGUUCUUUUCAGUUUUCUAACAUGCAUGUGAAAAGUAAGUAGGUAAAAAAACAACUGUAUUUCAUAAUUUCAGCUUUGAUGCUGGUGAGUCAGAGUUGGCAAAAAUACAUUUUAAGAUAGAACAUUGAGGCGAUAAGAGUCUGAACUUACUGUCAAGACGCUAAUUGAUACGGUUAAAUCCUACAUGGUUCUUUUUAUUUGUGAAGUCUUAUUAAACAAAUCUCCAUGUUUA